This is a messenger RNA of Raphanus sativus (radish), 2519 nucleotides long. Its product is annotated as probable serine/threonine-protein kinase At1g54610. Gene Ontology annotation, cellular component: nucleus; cyclin-dependent protein kinase holoenzyme complex. The record is from RefSeq and is a predicted model, not a curated record. The coding region runs from base 344 to 2209 and encodes 621 amino acids. The transcript has 7 exons. Gene Ontology annotation, molecular function: cyclin-dependent protein serine/threonine kinase activity; RNA polymerase II CTD heptapeptide repeat kinase activity; ATP binding. Gene Ontology annotation, biological process: protein phosphorylation; positive regulation of transcription elongation by RNA polymerase II. Lineage: Eukaryota; Viridiplantae; Streptophyta; Magnoliopsida; Brassicales; Brassicaceae.
AAGACGGUGUUAGCUGUUCGCAUAUAAAUAAAUAAAAUAUAUUACACAUCAAUAAUAUAUACUGUAUGUAUGUAUACACAUCUCUCUUUCUCUGUGUCGAUGCGGCGUCUUCUUUGGUCAAAUUGAUACCAAUCUGAAACAAAGAAAAGAAAAAAAAGUAAUCAAAUCUUGCGUACACAUCUCUCUCUCUCUCUCGCACAUAGUCUGAAUUCGAAUUAGGGGUUUUGAUUUUUCGAAUUGAGUUCAACAUCAGGUUCUUGGUGUGUCGCCGGCGAAAAUGAAGUUGUGUUUGGUAUGGAUGAAUUAGGGUUUCUUCAGUAGAAAAGAGUUGAAUUGGGGGCUCAUGGGUUGCAUAAUCUCAAAGAAGAAGUCUCCAAAGAGAAACCAUCAUCUUCAUCAAAGGAAAGAAUCGCGUUCUUCGAGGAUCGAUGAUUCGAGCCAGCAACAACAAGACAGAUCCAAGUUCAGUCCGAGUAGGUUGUCUGAGAAACAUCCCGAGAUUGCAGAGAUUGGUGAUACGGAUGAAGAGGAAGAGGACGAAGAACCUAAGAGAGAGGCUAGUACUACUACUACUCUUGUUGUUGCUAAGGAGGAGCCAGAGGUGGCUUCAGGAUGGCCUGCUUGGCUAGUCUCGGUCGCUGGUGAAGCACUUGUGGGUUGGACUCCACGACGUGCUAGCUCCUUUGAGAAACUUGAGAAAAUAGGACAAGGUACGUAUAGCAGUGUAUACAGGGCUCGUGAUCUUUUGGAUAACAAGAUCGUUGCGCUCAAGAGAGUCCGGUUUGAUCUCAGCGAUUUGGAGAGUGUUAAGUUUAUGGCUAGAGAGAUCAUUGUAAUGAGAAGGCUUGAUCAUCCUAAUGUACUUAAGUUACAAGGCUUGAUCACUGCCUCUGCUUCUUCUUCUCUUUACUUGGUUUUCGAGUAUAUGGAUCAUGAUCUCGUUGGUCUUGCUUCCUUACCCGGUAUCAAGUUCUCUCAGCCUCAGGUGAAAUGUUACAUGAAACAGCUUCUAAGCGGGCUUCAUCACUGUCACAGUCGGGGUGUUCUGCACCGCGAUAUAAAGGGAUCGAACCUGCUGAUUGACAGUAACGGGAUCUUGAAGAUUGCGGAUUUCGGUUUAGCGACGUUUUUCGACCCGCGGAACCAUGUUCCCUUGACUAGCCGUGUUGUCACUCUUUGGUAUCGACCACCUGAGCUUCUUCUUGGAGCUUGUCAUUAUGGUGUUGGUGUUGAUUUGUGGAGCGCUGGCUGUAUCUUAGGCGAGUUAUAUUCCGGGAAACCCAUCUUGCCGGGCAAAACCGAGGUGGAGCAACUGCAUAAAAUCUUCAAGCUGUGUGGUUCACCAACAGAAGAUUACUGGAGGAAACUGAAGCUACCACCUUCAGCUGCGUUUAGACCCGCGCUUCCUUACGGACGACGUGUAGCUGAGAUGUUUAAGGACUUGCCUACCAACGUACUUUCGCUUUUGGAGGCUUUACUAUCUAUAGAUCCUGACCGGAGAGGCUCUGCAGCUAAAGCUCUUGAGAGUGAGUACUUUAACACAGAGCCGUUUGCUUGUGAUCCAUCUUCCCUACCAAAAUAUCCUCCAAGCAAAGAGAUUGAUGCUAAACUCCGCGACGAUGCCAAGAGGCAAGAGAAGAACGAAAGACAAGACUCUCAGACGAGACAAUCACAUGAAAGGAAACUUAUCCCACCGCUAAAAGCUAAUCCAUCACUCACAGCGGCUAUGGAGAACCCUUAUCUAAGAACAUGUGUUCCUGGUCAUUCGACGAGACAAAUGCAGAUUACAAAGGACAUGAUGACCAGCAACAAUCCAACGAGUGGGAGAGUCUCUCACUCGGGUCCGAUGAUGAAGAACCGAAAUCACAGUCGGUUUACAUACAUGAAGGACAAUGCAGCAGCCCCUUCAAGCAGGGCUAACUUGGCAGGACAAAGCGGUUCGCGUGUAGAUACACUCGGCUCAGAUCAAACAGUCAUGGAUCAGAAAAGGAUGAAUUUGAGAGCAUUCAACAGAGCUGACACUAUGGAUAAUAGUAAGAGGCAAAUCAAAAUCCCAAAUGACCCAUCUUGGUAUGAUGCUGGGGAUAACAAAAUGUACAUGUCGGGUCCAUUGCUGGCUCAGCCAAGAAAAGUGGAUCAGAUGCUGGAAGAACACGACCGGCAGCUCCAGGAGUUCACCAGACAGAAAGCAAAACAUUCCAGAAGCUGAUAGCGUAAUGUAUCUUGAAUGAUUUGCUUAUUUUGCCGGGAAUGGACAAAAAAAAAAGAGAACCAGAUGGAGUCUUGUUGUAUCAAAGAAGAGUCUGAUGAGCUUUUUGAAAGAAAAAAAAAAUGUAAUAGAGAUUUAAGGUUGUUUGCGUUAUAAAUAGGCGCAGCUCUGUGAUUACAUAGAACAUGUAUACAGUACCCAUGAUAAGAGUUUGAUCUGUGUAGUACAUAUAUGUAUGUACAUUUCUUCAUAUAUUACAUUAUAUGUGUACAUACAUAAACAUGUUAUCAAUUUCUCUGUGUUUAAAUGA